Molecule: messenger RNA, 2432 nt
Organism: Daldinia decipiens
Lineage: Eukaryota; Fungi; Ascomycota; Sordariomycetes; Xylariales; Hypoxylaceae
Product: nucleoporin protein Ndc1-Nup
Exons: 3
Coding region: 184-2124 (646 amino acids)
Biological process (GO): nuclear pore organization; spindle pole body localization
Cellular component (GO): spindle pole body; nuclear pore transmembrane ring
Molecular function (GO): spindle pole body-nuclear membrane anchor activity
Source: RefSeq, a predicted model, not a curated record
UUUACAUUCACCCGUCCGAUAGGUAACAACCUUCCCCAGAGCAACGGUGCUCAGAGCCAACAUUCCUUUUUUCUGAGCUUAGAUUCACACGAAAAUAUCUGCAUACGGAUCACAUUUUCUACUUCCCAAGCCCGAACCAUGAGCUGAUCUAGUUAAAUAUUUCUUUCCUUUACAGUUGCGAAGAUGCCUCCCGCAAUUGCGCGCCGAGCGCCUUACAAGGACUUCCUCCAACCCGCCCUCCAGAGACGAUUCGCCUCAACCACCGGGGUUUUAUUAGGCCUAGCCUAUAUUGAGAACCUCUUCUUAGCUAACUGGAGUAAUCUGCUGUGGCCGUGGUUUCCAGUUGGGCCUGCGAGUAUUCGCACCCUAGCUAUAUUCAGCUGUAUCCUCCCCGUUAUAAUAUUGCGAAUUGCCCAUUCCCACAUCGGCAUUCGAACGUCUCAUUCGCCUUUCGACACUUUCAGCCACUAUGCCCUGUCUUUCGCGACGAUAGAGACAAUAAUCACAUUCGCUAUCUCCGCAUGGCUAUUUAGUCAAACAUACCUGUUAUCAACUCCGGCUAGUGCAAACCUCGGUUGGAUCACCUACUAUAGCGGGGAUCGCGCCCGGCUGAACGAGAGAGCACUAUUCUAUACCGUGAAUAUUAUCGUUUUAGGGAUUGCCCAGGGCAUUUUACAUGUGUCCGCGGAUUACGACCGAAUGCUUCUAGGGACGGUGAAGCCGAAACGCGAAGGAGAGGCGAAUACUCAAACAACAAGCAGUUGGAUACGAUUAACCGAAUGGGUACCCGUAAUCGUCGUUCGCGCUGGGAUGCUCUCAAUAAUUGUUUCUUUAGCCAACUACGUUGUACUUUACCAUUUCCUCCGACGCUCCGCCUGGGGCUGGGCCUUGUCCUUUUUCCGGCUAUUCUAUAGUCUUCCAAAAUCUAAUAUCCCACCUUCCCAGGCGCCAUGGAGUAUCUGGAUGCUGGCAAGAUCAAUGUGGGCAGGGUUCUUGUUGUGCCUUUUGUGGUACUUUGGCGACAUGGUCUUUAGGUUACAGCUUGGAAGAGCGCCUCUGAAAAACGGCCAGCCACUUAGUGCUGAGUCGAAGGACCCUAAUGGGAGUCUAUUGAAUGGGUUACAGAGCAAGAAACCACGUAUAUCGGCAUUUGCCAUAUGGGAAUUGGCCUUAAUUACAAGGGACUUCGAUAUCAGAAGGAGAAGCAUAUUCGAAGAUAUCGAUCGUAAGGAUGGCCCAAUGUGGUCGCAGAUCUACGCCACAUGUCUGAGCACGAUUAAAUCGCUGGAGCAAAGAAUCGACGAGUACGGAAAACCACCGGCUCCUCCUCCCGCACCUCCCAGUGCCGCACCUCCUCAGCCACAGGCCCGAGUUGUCCAACCCCCAAAGACAGACGAUGUUUGGGCACCAGCACCGAGUUCGAGAGGGUUUCGCGACUCGUUAGGCAAGUUCGUUACUAGUGUUGCAACGUCGCCCGGGAAGACACCCGCCGAGGUAUACUUGCCGGAGGCGAAGAAGAAAGCGUUAGAGGCUACUGACCACUUACUCACGAAAGAGCAAAAGGAGGCACUAUCUCCCGAAGGUAUUAACUCGCUUGCCCAGACUAUAGCAUUACGAAUUUUGAGUCUACCCACAUUCGGCAUAUUAUUUCAGCAACUUUUUAGUCGCCGAUUAGCAACUGCUGUGCUUGGCCGACCGUAUGGCGAACUUAGCAUAUACGUCAACGCUGCCUACGCUCUAUCAAAGUUGGCAGUGUCUAGUUUGACGGAGGACCAGUAUGGUAACGUCCAAAGAGAUGUACCGGCCAUCAUACGGACGUUUACGGCAGUGAUCAAAAAGCUAGAGAGAUUCAGGGAUGGAUUGCCGAUGCACUGGACAGAUCUUAGAAAGAAUCGAGUGUGUCCCGAGGUAGACGAGCUGCUGGAAGCGUUGAAGGACGGACUAAACGAGCUCAUCACGUCAUUUGGGCAGUACAGCAGCGAUUUGAGGCUCACCCGGGCAGAUAUGAGAUUAGCGAGGGAAGCCGCAGAGAAGAAGCAGGUGGAAGCGGUGGUAGAAGUGCCGAGACGGGCCGCAGCAGCCCGUAAUGUAGAGGCUCAACCGCAAAUGCAACAAAUACGCUAGUGGCAGCGGCUGCUCACGUCGAGUCUCCAGGGCAAAUUGACCGGGUUACAUUAAGUGUAAUAGUAGCUAUGGGUGCAACUUUAUGAUAAAAUUGGUUCACGAAGACAAAAAGAAAUACUGUGUUUGUUAAGUUUAUUUGGCUAUAAAAUUGGUGUUCGUCUUAAAGACAUAUCCCUUUCAUCUGGGUUUUAGUAAGGAUCUUAUGGGUCUUAUGGGUAAGGUUGUAUUUACAGUGUGGCAGUGCCACAAAAUCCUACAUAGGUACAUAAGGUGAUCUAUAAUCUAGAUAGUGAUCGUCUUAAGUCGGG